Striga hermonthica is the source of this 591-nucleotide messenger RNA. The record is from the annotation of a GenBank genome assembly. Lineage: Eukaryota; Viridiplantae; Streptophyta; Magnoliopsida; Lamiales; Orobanchaceae.
AUGGCGAGAGGCUCGCUACGCCGUCUCCUUCCUUCAAAAUCUCGCUCAGCUCCUCCCGCCAGGCCUUUCUGCACCUCCCCGCCGCCGGACUCUCCCGUCCGGUCGAAGCUUCUCGAAGACCUCCGGCAGAUUAGGUCGGCGGUGAAGCUCGGGGAUGUGGGGAGGGGUUUGGAGUUGAUGAGUCUGAUGAAGAACAGCGGUUGGAGGCCAAGCUGGUUCGUGUACAACGUUUUGAUCAGCGGCUUGUGUAAGGAGAGGAGGCUCGGUGAUGCCAGGAAGCUGUUUGAUGAAAUGCGCAGGUUGAAUGUGGCACCGACCACAGUGACCUACAAUACCCUGAUCGACGGGUACUGUAAAUCCUGGGACUUGGAGGGGGCUUUUGUUUUUCGAGAGAGGAUGAAGAACGACAAGGUGGACACGAAUAUUGUGACAUAUAACACAUUGCUCAGUGGGCUCUGUAAGAUGGGGAGAAUGGAUGAGGCUAAUAAGGUCUGGGGGAAAUGGAGGCCCAUGGGUUCAUUCCCGAUGUAUUCAGUUACAGUAUUAUUCUGGACGGACACUCUAGGCGAGGUGAUGUCGAAGCCUCAAUAG